This is a messenger RNA of Triplophysa rosa, 2826 nucleotides long. RefSeq names its product prenyl (decaprenyl) diphosphate synthase, subunit 1 (gene pdss1). Gene Ontology annotation, biological process: isoprenoid biosynthetic process; ubiquinone biosynthetic process. Gene Ontology annotation, molecular function: prenyltransferase activity. Bases 58 to 1290 code for a protein of 410 amino acids. The transcript is spliced from 11 exons. NCBI's taxonomy places the organism in Eukaryota, Metazoa, Chordata, Actinopteri, Cypriniformes, Nemacheilidae. The record is from RefSeq and is a predicted model, not a curated record. Gene Ontology annotation, cellular component: transferase complex; mitochondrion.
UCAUGCUUUCGUUUCGUCACGUGUCGUCAAUGGGCAUGUGUUCUGGACCGGGGCAGCAUGGCGGUGCCGUGGAGGAGAUGUUGGAGGAGCAAGUCAGGAGCUGCUGUUUUAAUGGACUGGUGCAGCGGUUUCAGUAGAAGAGCUUUCACUCGUGCGCUUUUAAUCGGCAGAGAAAGCGCCGCUUCUAGAGAGAUGCUAAUCCGACAGGGAUUGUCAUAUAAUUUAGACAAAGCAAUGUCCGUUAUAAGGCACAGGAACAGAUAUCUUUACCCAUCACAGAGAGUCCCCUGUUGCAGUAUACACAGUGAUGCAAAGUUAAAAGAUCCUUUCUCGCUUGUACAAAAUGACUUGCAAAAUUUAUACGAAGACAUUAAAAAGGAACUGUUCGUGUCCAAAGCGGAGCUGAAAUCUCUGUGCGAUUAUUACUUUGACGGGAAAGGAAAAGCUUUUAGACCCAUGAUUGUGGUUUUAAUGGCUCGAGCGUGUAACGUCCACAGCAAUAAAGAGGGUGUUCUGCUGCCAGCGCAGCGCUCUAUAGCUAUGAUCUCUGAGAUGAUCCACACUGCCAGCCUGGUGCAUGAUGAUGUCAUCGACGACUCGGACACACGGCGUGGAAAACACACCAUUAACCAAGUCUGGGGAGAGAGAAAAGCAAUCCUGGCUGGAGAUUUCAUUCUGUCAGUGGCAUCGAUGGCACUCGCCCGUAUUGGGAACAACGCUGUAGUCUCGGUGUUGUCACAAGUAAUAGAAGACCUUGUGCGAGGUGAAUUCAUGCAGUUGGGCUCUAAAGAGAACGAAAACGAAAGAUUCAAACACUACCUUGAGAAAACCUUUAAGAAGACAGCAAGUCUUAUCGCUAACAGUUGUAAAGCAGUGUCGAUUCUGGUGAACUCCGAUCCAGAGGUGCAUGAGAUCGCGUAUCAGUAUGGACGUAACGUUGGCAUUGCAUUCCAGCUUGUUGAUGAUGUUCUGGACUUCACAUCGUGUGCGAAGCACCUGGGGAAGCCGUCAGCUGCUGAUCUUAAACUGGGUCUCGCCACUGGCCCCGUUCUGUUUGCCUGCCAGCAGUUUCCCGAACUGCAUUCAAUGAUAAUGAGGCAUUUCAGCUCUGAUGGAGACGUGGAUCGAGCCUGGCAUUAUGUCCUAAAGAGUGAUGGUGUGGCACAGACAAACUACCUCGCCCAACGCUACUGUCAAGAGGCCAUCCGGCAGAUCAGCCGCCUGCGGCCGUCUACAGAGCGAGAUGCUCUGAUCCGCCUGACGGAGAUGGUGCUGAGCAGAGACAAGUGAGCCUGAAUCCAGAGCUCCACACUCAGGCAGCUACACACCUCGGCAGGUCCUGUGUCCUCAUCCACCCAAACACACACACCUGGGCCUUCACAGAGAUCAAAGAAUCAAACCUGUAUGCUUUACCGUACUGUAAUCGCAGAGCUCUUUCUGUCCCGUCACAGAGCACAUUUAGCCUCGCGCGGGAUGCGUUUCUGUACACAGAUGAAGAUCUGCAGGAUCAUUGUAAUUCCAGAUGUAGCACAGAUGGAGUUGCUACCGGUCACGUGUGUAUGUUUGUGGAUCUGUUACAAACGCUCAACUAAACAUCCGUCCACAAAAGGCCAAACGUCUUUCUGCAAGAUGUUGUCAAUGUACUUCAAGUGCAUUAAUAACAAGCAAGGCCUUAAACCACACUGGCUAUGUACUCAAAUAAAAUAAAAGGUAUUUUUGAAGUAAACAAAUUGUCUGUGUUUUUUAUCCGAGCUGUGGUCCGGAUCACAAAACAUUUUUAAGAAAUUUCGUAACUGCCAUAUUUUUUUCUUCAAUUCUAAUGUAAGUAAAAAGUUAGGAAUGUUUUGUAUUCCCGAAAAAACUUCUUAAGACCGUUCUUACAUUUAUUUCUCAAUAUUGAUGUAUAAAGCAUUUGUCAUUUAAUUCCUUUUGAAAAGAAAAUAUUUGAGAACUUGAGGAACAUUCUUACGAACUUCCUAUAUUUUAUCUUAAGAACAAUCUUAUAUUUGGUCUUCAGAACUGUUUUGUGAAUCCGGCCCCUGGUUAGCAAUGUCCCUCUUCUUCACUUUCUCUAUUUCCUGUACACUUUCUUAUCGAUUGACUGAUACAGGAUUCUAUUAUCUGACUGUUUCCAAGCAAGCUGAUAUAAUUCAUAUUAACGAUAAGCACGGUUACACAAAUGCAUUUUCACACUAAAAAUAUUGUCUUACAAAAUAGCAUACUACUAAGAACAGAAUCUACAUGAAUUGGAGAAUUUGAUAAACAAUAAUGUUCCAUUUAAUAAUAUUAAUUUUAGUUAAUAUUUUUAAAUUCCCCCAAAAAUUUAAAGUCACAUCUGUUAACAUUAGUAUAUGAAAACUAACAGAAAUUGACAUUUAUUUUAACAUAAAAAAUAAUAUUGCUUAUUAUUAUUAUAAGUUCAUAUUAUCUAUUACUUUAAAAUUAAUAAAUGUGAUCGUUUGUAUUAUUGAGAUUUUUAAAGGUCCUGUAAAAGAAAAAAAAUACACUGGCAAAAUAAAUUUGACUGAUAAAUCAGACAUCCCUCACUUUACAUAGAAUGAUUUAUUAUAAAAGACUGUACAAUUACAUUUCAAUUAACAUAUCAUAAAUACAAACUCUAGGCAGAGAUGAGCUUGAACCCAGAUGGAAAUCAGUUGGAACACUUCGAGGUUUCAGAAAGACAAGAGAAAAGUCUCAAGACGUUAGCUUUCUGCAAGAAUCGACAGUGGUCCGAUGUAGUUUCAUGAAAUCAUAGUGCUUAAACACUGUAUUCAGUUCUCUAAAAACAUGAUUCCUAGAAUUUAAGGAGACAAAAAAUCUUAAAAU